UGUUCUGAACCAAGCUGUAAUAGAUACUUUAACUGUCGUUCUUCUUAUCGCAACCAUAUAAAAACUCACAAUAAUAUAAUUGAAAACCUUCUUCAAGAAGCUACUAUAGAAAGGAGAAGUAAUAUACUAAGAAAUGUGCAGCAAGCUAAUCAAUGGAAUAGUGGUUUUGUAUUAGGUUUUAGAGGAGAAAUAGAAAAUAUUGAACCAGGAUUUGAAGAACAUAUGGAUUAUGAAAUAGACAAAAUAACAAAUGGUUUAGAGUUUGAUUAUAGCGAAGAAAGAAAUGAUAGAAUUAAUGAGCAGAUAAUAGAGAAAUAG
Racocetra fulgida is the source of this 318-nucleotide messenger RNA. NCBI's taxonomy places the organism in Eukaryota, Fungi, Glomeromycota, Glomeromycetes, Diversisporales, Gigasporaceae. The record is from the annotation of a GenBank genome assembly.